Cydia pomonella (codling moth) is the source of this 3161-nucleotide messenger RNA. RefSeq lists its product as uncharacterized. The transcript is spliced from 5 exons. NCBI's taxonomy places the organism in Eukaryota, Metazoa, Arthropoda, Insecta, Lepidoptera, Tortricidae. The record is from RefSeq and is a predicted model, not a curated record. The coding region runs from base 1809 to 2612 and encodes 267 amino acids.
UUCACAGACGUCUAUUUGGGAUCACUAUCAGGACGUACCUUUUUAGUCACAAAUUUGACGUUUUACUGACGUCUAUUUGGGGUCACUAAUACGACGUACUCUCUCUCGCUCUCUCGUACGCUCUUUCUCUUUUACUCUCACUAAGACGUCAUUAGAGUGACAGAGAAAAAUGCCCGCAAUUGACGAACGUCGAUUUUCGCUUCUAUUGCCCUGUUUCACUAAACGUGAUUCUUAAUAUUAGCGUAGUAACUUCUUAUAGAAAUUUACAUCUAUUUGGGGUCUCUGUUAGUAGGACGUACCAUUUUAGUCACAAAAUUGACGUUCUAUUGACGUCUAUUUGGGGUUACUAUCAAGACGUAUGUAACCGACAAAAUAACGCGUUUCGUUUCUUGAUACCAAUUUGUCAAUCUUGUAUUGUAAAAUAUUUAUAAAGUAAUAAAAACAUUUCCGUUUGUUUCGGUAACUCUAAAGUUGUUAUACAGUAUUUUUUUUAUAGAUUUUAUAAUUAAUAACACCAAAACAAGCUUAAAAUUGUUAUUUUUAGAAACAUCAGAAGUUGGAACGGAACGAAAUUCUGACAUUUUGAUUGAAGCGUCAUGUGUCAUGUAUCGUUUCCCUCCUUUUCCGUUUGCCCGGUCUGUUGUGUUGUAUCGCGUCCGUGGGUGCUGUGCAAUUUGAGACUCUUAAAGGUAUAUUUUAGUUUUAUCACAUGAUAAACACAUACUCAGUGAUGAGUACAUACUCAGUGAUACAAUUCAGUGAUCAAGACGGCGGAUCAAUAUCCAUUGUAAAGAAUCAGUGGAUUACGCCAAGGCGUCGGGAGGUAUUUUGGCCACCCGUCAAGGGAUCUAAAGCUUUUGAAAAGGUGUUGGCGGAUACCAAAACACCGGAUGAGUAAUGGAAACGAUACUUCAUCCAAAGAGUUUUUUGUGUGACUGGUACGUAUAUAUUUAUUUUAAGAACCACGUGGAUUUUGCUAUUGGUAAGUCACGUACUUAGAGGUAUGGUAUCUGGAUGCAAUAUUUCUUGAUUAACCGAGAGCUUACUAAUGUUGGUGGAAGUUUCCGUUUUCUGUGAUAGUUCAGUUUUUCGAAGAUAAAAUAUGUAGAGUCAUUGCGUUAAUUUCCGUACAGAUUAUCAAUUAAUGUAAUUGAUUUUUAAUUUUCUAUUUGCGACAUAUAAUUUUAUGUAAAUAGAUUGAUAUAUUGUUUUGACAUUAAUGAUUGCAAUAGGUACGUACAAAUUUGUGCAGCAAAGUACGUUUAUAUUCAAAUUUCGUCAAGUGGACGAAAACUAGUGCCGGACAAAAACCAACACACCUACAUAUAGGUAGUAUUCUUGUUGGUAUAUUGAGUAAAAUAUGUUACGUUACUGUAGGUAUGUCACAGCAGUGUUAUGGAUUUAUUCGGAUUUGUUAUAGUAUCUUGUAAGUUUACAUAUUCAGCAGUAAUCUUAAUUACAAACAGUAUAGCAAUAAUUUAGUGAAGUUCCGGGUAAAACUUAUUACCGGGUAAAAAAAAUAUUUUCGAUUAGUUUAGCGAUACACAGACAAAGAGACAGAAAGAUAGAGUUGCUUUCACACUUAUAAUAUUAAUAUGGAUGGACAGCUUAUGGUCAUUUUCAUAAACCUAUUGCUGAGACAAGUAGCAGCAUUUUUGGGAUAAUUUUACCUUGCAUUGUGUCUGUAUUAACAUAACUUCUGUAGUGUCCAGGUAAAUGGAUAAUUGACUGUGCUACUAACCACUUACUACCCUGUUCCUACUCCAUCCUACAUAUUUACCAAUAACCUUGUUUUAAUUGACUGAGGGAUGCAUUAUGUUGUGUUCAUUUAUUAUUUUUGCAUGUUGUGUGUAUUUUUUAUUUUAUUUGCAUGUAAAGACGAUAUAGAUAAAGCCAAAAGAAAACUGAAACUGGUUGAGGAGACAUCAGACUUACAGACUGAAGCAGAAGAAGAACCAAAUUUUAAGCGGAAAAGAAAUAACAGAUAUAUUUCUACAAGCGAUGAAGAUGACGGCCACAUAACGCCACCACCAAUUAAGAAAAAAAUCUUGAACAAAACAGCUGCUGCUGAUUACUAUAGAGAUAUCCGUCAGGCUCAGCCAAACAUUACCCGAGAUUCCCGGGAAGCCCCUUCAACACCAGAAAAAACCCUCUCAUUGCUGAAUGUAGUUGACGGGCUUCCUGUCUUGACAAACAGUGUCCUGCAAGAUUUAACAGAAGACGGCGAGGGGCGGCUAACUCCGGUUUCACGCAUACGUAGUCCUUGGUCGCGAAAAGAACAACCACCGAAUCUCGGCAGCGACGUGCCAGCAACGCCAUCGUGCGGUCAAGGAUUAAAAGGUUUGCAAGAUACAGUGGUGUCACUACUGACCCACAUAAAGGCCCAGAAUGAUAUAAUCAUCUCUAUUUUGCGAGAAAAACAUACAAGAUUGGAUUUAAAACCAGAGUUCAAAUUUCCCAUCAAAACUUCGGAGGAGUUGAAAAUUGUGGAAAAAUUAUUAACGUCACAAGAAAACCAUGCUAACGUGGUAAGUUUUAAGUUUGUCAAUGCGAUAGUAUCAUCGAAACUACAAGCGUACCGGAUAGGUAUAACAACCGGCAUAGCCUCGUAACGUCGUAAGUAGCCGGGUCCACACAGAGCGAGCAUACGCGCGAGGAUAUUGCCUCGUGCUUAUGGUCGCUGUGUGGACCCGGCUAGUCCCGUGUUUUUAGGAAGCAGGAGUCAUAACUGCCGAAUCUACUAUUUAUGAAGUACAAACUAGUACGUUUUUUAAUUUAAUACCCAAGUUUUAAUACCUAUGUGUUUCUUAGCGAGUGUCAGGAUGACAGGACCAUAUAUUUAUAACGAAUGUUACUCCAAGUUUUAGUACCUUUUUAGGGUUCCUUACCAUAAAAGUACUAAAGGGACCCUUAUGGUGCCACUCUGUCUGUCCGUCCGUCCGUCCGUCUGUCACAUUGAUAAAUAUCUCGAGAACUACUUAAGCUAUCGAUUUGAAAUUUGAAAUAGUCAUGAAGAACGCUAACCCUAACACUUUGAAAGUAUUAUUCUUUAAAUUUAUUUUUAUUAAUUGUGGAAAAUGCCCAAUAAGAAGAAUAAUUAUGAAAGGUACAAAUUAGGUACUAAAUCUUUGUCAAAAGUUGGAUUCUAUCGAUAUAACCCC